This is a messenger RNA of Vicia villosa (hairy vetch), 2301 nucleotides long. RefSeq lists its product as uncharacterized. Gene Ontology annotation, molecular function: DNA-binding transcription factor activity, RNA polymerase II-specific. The coding region runs from base 1 to 2301 and encodes 766 amino acids. NCBI's taxonomy places the organism in Eukaryota, Viridiplantae, Streptophyta, Magnoliopsida, Fabales, Fabaceae. The transcript is spliced from 6 exons. The record is from RefSeq and is a predicted model, not a curated record.
AUGACACAACAUGACAAUUCAACCACCACCACCACCACCCCCACGUGUAUGGAAGUUCCGCUCCAAAUUGGUCGAAAAAACAAGACAACUAUAGAUACCACUGAUGUUUUCACAACUUCAGAGAGAUUUGUCACACGGGAAGAAGUUAUCCGUUGGGUUAAAGAGACCGGAAUCAACAAUAAAGUGACAGUUAUUAUCGCGCGUUCAGACACCGAAACAGGCAAAAGAGGAAGAAGUAACAAAGUGAUAUUUGGGUGCGAUAAAGGUGGAAAAUAUAAGGAUAAAAGUGAGACUCAAAGUGCUACUAAGAGAUGUGGAUGUCCAUUCAAAAUCAAAUCGACUCCGGCAAAAGAUGGGCCUGGAUGGAAGGUUGAUGUAAAAUGUGGAGUUCAUAAUCAUGGUUUACCAGAUAGAUUAGAAGGUCACUCAUUUGUUGGUAGGUUGACAACUGAUGAGAAGCAGCAUGUUGCUGAUUUGACAAAGAGACAUGUUCCGCCUAGACACAUAUUAAUUUCUUUGCAAGAGCGAGAUCCUGAGAACGUCACUCGGAUCACGCAAAUAUACAAGCAUAAGAGUGUGAUUGAAGCGGAGAUAAGAGGUCCAAGAAGUGAGAUACAACAUUUACUUAAGCUUAUAAAGGAGGCGAACUAUGUUUAUUGGAGUAGGAAACGGGAUGAUUGUGAAGUUACAGAGAGUUAUUGUUGGGUCUUGGAUAAGCUGAAGCAAUUGUUUGUGAAGAAAGAUGUGGUUCCACAAGUGAUUCUGACGGAUAGAGAUCUUGCUUUGAUGAAAGCAGUUGAAGUUGUUUUUCCUACGCCGCAUAACUUGCUAUGUCGUUUUCAUAUUAACAAAAAUGUUGGGAUGAAAUGCAAAGAAUAUGUGAUGAAAGACAUGCAAGAGACGAUAGGCACAUUGUGGAAAGAUGUUGUAUGGGCUAGUAAUGAGGUUGAGUACGGUGUACGGUUGCAAUAUCUUGAACAAGCAUGCUUUGCUUGUAAUGACUUCCUCGAUUACGUGAAGAACACAUGGUUGAUCCCACAUAGGCAAAGAUUUGUAGGCGCAUGGAUUAAUCGAGUGCUUCAUUUUGGUAACACCACGACUAAUCGGGUUGAAUCUGCACAUUGGAAGCUAAAGCAGAUGAUAGGGAACAGCCUUGGUGACAUGGUCAAAGUUUGGGAAGCUAUGAAUUCUAACCUAAAAAUACAAAUAGGUAACAUUCGAGCUUCGUUUCAAAAAAGUUUUUAUGAGGUUGAGCACGCACACAUUAGUCCAUUUUAUGAUAAUAUGCGUGGUUCAGUAUCGAGAGCUGCUUUGAGACGCAUUGCAGAAGAGUUAUUGAGGCUUGAUUAUGUGUUAAAUAGUAGGGAAGUAUGUGGUUGUACUAUGAGAACAAGUUAUGGGCUACCUUGUGCUUGUGAGAUGGGAAGAUUGAUUGUUGUUGGAAUCCCAUUACAAAUAGAAAGUGUUUAUCUUCAAUGGAGGAUACUAUCUAUGGAAGGUGACUUGCCUUUAGAUGAGGAAGCUGGUUCGGAAGUGGAUAUGAGUAAUGCAAUUGAUGAAUUGUGGAGAAGGGUUUGUGACAUUGCAUAUCCCACAACAACUUCAUUGUGUCCACCACCUGAGAAAAUAAAAACUAAAGGCGGAGUGAAGAGGAAAGGGAAGAAACCAGUUGGGUAUGAUGUUUAUAGGGAUCCUUCGGGUUUUGAGUAUGCUGAUCAGACGUCUCAAUCUUCACAAAAACAAUCGCAAGCAUCACAAACUUCCAGGAAGCAAUCACAAUCAAAGAGGCAAUCACAAUCAAAGAACCAGGAUUUCACUCUUCAGUUUCCUUGUCAUAUUAGGCCAUAUAUUACCGAGAUUGUUAAUGUUGAAGCAGAUGGUAAUUGUGGAUUUAGAGCCAUUGCAUCGUUUCAUGGGUAUAGUGAGGAUGGUUGGGCAAUGGUUCGUCGUGACUUGGACAUGGAAUUAAGAGAAAAGAAGGACUUAUAUGAGAGAUUGUUCGGUCCAAAGUUAUUCGAAGUGAGAAAUGGAUUGUUGAUAGAUAAUGUUGGUUUUCAACCACCGGAGAAAUGGAUGUCACUACCAGAGAUGGGCUAUUUGAUAGCGAAUCGAUAUAACGUCAUUCUUGUGCAUUUAGGUAACCCUUGCUUGACUUUUUUUCCCAUGACAACAACAUUUUCUCCAAGUGCUCCUACAUAUUGCAUUGGCCUUGUCAACAGGAAUCAUUGGAUUCGGGUUAAUAUGAAAGAAGGCUUCCCACUGCCCCCCGUCACGUUGGAUUGGAUGAAGUUUCGUUUUUAA